Messenger RNA from Oppia nitens, 1982 nucleotides. Its product is annotated as adenylosuccinate synthetase-like. Bases 310 to 1683 code for a protein of 457 amino acids. Gene Ontology annotation, biological process: IMP metabolic process; 'de novo' AMP biosynthetic process. NCBI's taxonomy places the organism in Eukaryota, Metazoa, Arthropoda, Arachnida, Sarcoptiformes, Oppiidae. The transcript is spliced from 10 exons. Gene Ontology annotation, molecular function: adenylosuccinate synthase activity; GTP binding. The record is from RefSeq and is a predicted model, not a curated record. Gene Ontology annotation, cellular component: cytoplasm.
AAUACUGUGUGCAUAUUAAGUGUGUCGGCUAAUGGCGCGCACAUGUAGUUUUUGCACAGGCAUUGCAUUUAUUGUUUGCUGUGAAGUAUUGCUUCAAACAUCACUACUAUUGCAGUGUUUGUCUCCAAAACAUUAAGAGUAGUGUUUGUUAUAGUUUUUAUAACAUUUGAUAUUUUGGCAACACUUGUAACUCCUGCUUAUAAUAACCAAAUAAUUUGCUAUUUGUAUCGCCAUAUCCUCUGCUAUCUUGGAUUUUAGCCAUUUGUUGCUUUAAUAACAGUAUAUACUGUAGUAUUAGGUCAGUAAGCGAUGGAAAACCAAGAAAACGUCAAGAAUUGCUCGUAUCAUAUGAACGGUACGAAUGGCACUAACCAUAUAUCGACCAACAAUUUGACUAACAAUUGGUCCAAAGCUGCGGUCGUUUUGGGCGCCCAAUGGGGUGAUGAGGGCAAAGGCAAAGUGGUCGACCUCUUGGCCAUGGAUUCAGAUGUUGUCUGCAGGUGUCAGGGCGGUAAUAACGCGGGCCAUACGGUAGUGGUGGACAACAUUGAAUUUGAUUUUCAUCUGUUGCCGAGUGGUAUCAUUAACAGCAAAUGCACGGGUGUUGUGGGCAAUGGUGUUGUUAUUCAUUUGUCACAAUUGUUUGAUGAAAUUCAUAAAAACGAAAUGAAAGGUUUGACUAAUUGGAAGGAAAGACUGUUGAUCUCAGACCGGGCACAUCUAGUGUUUGACUUUCAUCAGACCGUUGAUGGUCUACAAGAGCUGGCAAAAGGCAAGAAGAGCAUCGGUACCACUAAGAAGGGUAUCGGUCCUACUUAUGCUACAAAGGCCGGUCGCAUCGGUAUCAGAAUGGCUGACCUGAUGGGAGAUUUCUCUCAGUUUGAAGAGAAAUUCCGAUCUCUGUCUCAAUUUUUUCGGUCACAAUUCCCAUCCCUCAGUCAAGAGGUGUUUGAGACAGAACUCAAUAAAUAUAAGAAAGUUGCUGAAGAAAUAAGACCAUGCGUUACGGAUACGGUGUUAUAUUUGAACAGUCAGAUGAAGGCCGGUAAGAAUAUACUGAUUGAAGGCGCCAAUGCAACUAUGCUUGACAUUGAUUUUGGCACCUAUCCAUUUGUCACUUCAUCCAAUUGCACUGUUGGCGGGGUUUGCACCGGUCUGGGAAUCCCUCCCCGUUUUAUUGGAAACGUUUAUGGAGUGACAAAAGCUUACUGUACUCGUGUAGGUGAUGGUCCGUUUCCUACUGAACUAACAGAUCAAAUUGGAGACUAUUUGCAAACCACUGGCAAAGAGAUUGGCGUUACAACUAAACGCAAGCGACGGUGCGGUUGGUUAGAUAUGGUACUACUUCGCUAUUCACAUAUGAUUAAUGGCUAUUCAGCACUGGCGAUAACCAAAUUAGAUAUUUUGGAUGAAUUUAAGGAAAUCAAAAUAGCAGUCAGUUAUUCAUUGAAUGGCAAAGAGUACACACAUUCACCUCCCUCCAAUUCAACUGAUUUGGCGAAAGUUGAUGUCAAGUAUAUUACUCUUGAAGGCUGGCAAACAAGUAUUAGUAAAGUCCGUAAAUUUGGUGAUUUGCCUAACAAUGCACAACAAUAUGUGCGGACUGUUGAGAAAUUAGUUGAAGUGCCCGUUAAAUGGGUUGGUGUCGGUCCUAAACGAGAAGCCAUUAUCACAUUAUUUUGAUUGACAUGAAUAUUAAUUUGUUUUCACARAUUAGCUUUUGAUGAUUAGUGAUUAUGAAAUAUAUAAUUAAUAUUUUUGUUGUUGAUUUUUUUAUAAUUGAAAUAAUUUUAUCGAAAUUAAAUAUUUGAGAUAUAUAUUACUGUAAUUGAUUAGCCUUUUGUUUGUAUCUAAACUUCAAUUAUAUAUUUUGAUUGUUUUAUUUUUAUGUUAGCUAUUUUUGUUAAACACGGGUUAAUUUAAUUUUUAAACCUGUAAUUUCUAUUAUACAAAUUAUUAACUUUAAUAUUUUAAAAUCUCAU